This is a messenger RNA of Anoplophora glabripennis (Asian longhorned beetle), 1277 nucleotides long. RefSeq lists its product as uncharacterized. The record is from RefSeq and is a predicted model, not a curated record. Gene Ontology annotation, molecular function: zinc ion binding. Lineage: Eukaryota; Metazoa; Arthropoda; Insecta; Coleoptera; Cerambycidae. The coding region runs from base 325 to 822 and encodes 165 amino acids. The transcript is spliced from 6 exons.
AAGAAGGAGAAAAUGAAUUUUUAAAAUAUUUGCAAAAUUACUAUUUUCAAAGCGAAGAAAGAAUCAUGAUGUGGGCUCAUUGUCAUAGGAUAAAUGCUGGUAUAAAUACGAAUAUGGCCAUUGAAAGUUUAAAUAAGUUAUUGAAGUAUAAUAAAAUGAAUGGGCAGAGAAAUCUCCGUGUUGAAAAAUUACUGGAUUUGUUAGACGAACUUGUAGAUGAGAAAAUGUGGAAGCGAAUUAUAAACACAGAAAGACCUAAUGCGAAUAAUUACCAACACAAAAUAACCGUAGAAGCACACAAAAAAGCCGAACAGAUGAAGGAUAAUGUACAAUACUCAGAAUUUGGAACAUUCAAGGUACAAUCAUGUACGCCAAUGUAAAAUUUGUAUACACAGAUAUCUAUGUGAAUGCCCAGAAUAUGCAGUAAAAUGUACAAUGUGUAAACAUAUACAUGCUGUAGUUCUGUUUGAGGAGAGAAGCGAGUCUGUUUUAGGUCUUUCAAGCAGUUCUCCGUGUUCCGAAGAAAGUAAUGUGUUAUAUAUUGAUGAACCCACGACAAGCCAGAUCCGAUAUCAAGACGAUUUAACUCAUUUCCUAGAUGAAAACUGCAGGAAUCAAAAUUCUAAUAAACCAAUAAAUUUUGAAAAUAGACGUGAGAUUGCUUUGGAUGCGAUUUGUAGAUUUGGUAAAUCUUUGGAUGAAGAAUCAUUUGAUAAAUUUAUGAUGGAGUUUAAUAAAAUUAAAGAUAGGUUUCAGCAAAAAACAGAUGUAUGUAGAAAAAGAAAAAUCGAGAAACAAUUGUAUUAUCCAAAUAAAAAGUAAAGUAUGUAGAAAUUUUACAAUUUGGCGUCCGGGAAGCCACAACUUAUUUCAGCUGACACUAACUAGUUGUUGAAGAUCUCAUAAUAUUUGUUGAUAGAAAUGGACACUGAUGGACAAAAAAACCAAGACUAGGGGGAGCAUAAUCCCCGGUGAGUUAUAUAUUUGUUUGUUUAUCUGCAGAUCAGUAAUUUUAAUGUUUGUUUCCUAUACUUUUAUAUUUCCUGGCAAAUGACCCGGCUGCUGUUGAGACUAGCGAUUGCUUUGUGAUGACCUAUGUAUACAAGGAAGUAGUAAAACAUCGUUUUACAACUAUUCAAAGUAAAAUAGAAAAUGAAGUGAGGCGAGGUUUCACACACCGAUCCAAAUGUCAGAGUUGGAAUUGGAGUGCAGCAAAAAUACAUGGCUUUAAAUAGUGGCGAUUCACACAGUUUCCGAUCCGACAAGAUUUUUAUUUA